AAGUCGGUACACCGUGCAAUCGUUAGUCUACUGUCGGAGCGAAUGGUCGCACCUCGCACAUGCAAACCGCGUGCAAUUCCCGUCGCAUCCUCGUUGCAAUUGCAGAUUGCAAGUCGAGUCGAGUGACCGAGGAAUCGUCAAAUACAUUUAUUGAAAUGCAUCGUGGCGUAGAAAAGUAUUCGGGAAGUGACGUGGUGCUUUAUUCGUAAUAAAAAUAUAUUUUUUGAGAAAUUUAUUAAGAAACAGAUAGACACGAGUAAACGUAUUAAAAAAAGAAGAGAAGAAAAACGAACCUACGAAAAUUGUGGUAAACGCGCGGGGUUCGGGCCUUAAAAGCCGUCGUCUUUUUUCGAAACUAUUUUACGGUGUUUCUUUCUUCCGAGUCUUGACUCUUACGAAAUUUAUUGAUACGUAACGUUAUUAUUGAGUGUGUGUCUUGCGGAUUAUUGGGAUUAUUCUUUCUCUGAUUAUCCUGGCUGAUAGUCAUGACUGCCGACGGCUUUUUCGAGAUUACCAACAUCCCGGGGCAUCUUGCUCCCACGCCACAACGACUCGAGAGAUUACUCUCGAAGCAGAGCCUCGAGGAACUCUACGAGGUCGAGGAACAGCCAUUUGCACGGGGUAAAUACGCGACCGUACGGAGAUGCCGUGAGAGAGCCAGUGGCAGACAAUGGGCUGCCAAGUUCCUGAGGAAGAGAAGACGCGCCCAGGAACUCAGGGCUGAAGCUCUUCACGAAGUUGCGGUGCUGGAUGCCGCAGCUCACUGCCCACGACUCGUAAAACUUCAUCAGGUCUUUGAGACCAACACGGAGAUGGUCCUCGUGCUGGAACUAGCUCCGGGUGGUGAACUUCAAAUGGUGCUCGACAGGGACGAAGUUCCUGAAGAAAAACAGGUCGCCAGACUUCUCAAACAAAUUCUAGAUGGCAUUGCCUUUCUUCAUUCCUUCAACGUGGCCCAUCUUGACAUUAAGCCACAGAAUCUGGUACUCACAGGUGAAUUUCCGGAUUGUGACGUAAAACUCUGCGACUUUGGAAUCUCCAGAUACAUAAGCCACGGUGCGGACAUACGUGAGAUUUUGGGCACGCCCGAUUAUGUUGCCCCAGAAGUCCUGAAUUACGAGCCGAUCAGCCUGGCGACCGACAUGUGGUCCAUUGGAGUUUUACUUUACGUUCUGCUAACUGGAUGCUCCCCGUUCGGUGGCGACACGAAGCAAGAAACAUUUUGCAACAUCAGCCGCUGCCGUCUCGACUUCCCGGAUGAUCUCUUCGAGGACGUGUCCGAGGAGGCUCGCGAUCUCAUGCGGAAGCUCAUGGUCAAAGACCCCAGUGAACGAUUGACCGUCACGGAGUGUCUUCAGCAUUCCUGGUUCAGCGCGUUCGAGGAUCCUCAGCCAGGACUGUCCUUAUCAGCAGCUAUCGAGGAUAACUCGCACAGUCAGUUGUCGCUUGCGGAUAGCGAGAAGUCGACGCAGAAGAGAUCCUCCACGCCGGAACCGUCGAAGGAUAACGUCAGCCAGCAGCACCAGAAGCAAAACUCGUCAAAGGGCACGAUGCAGACCGAGUCGAAAACAUCGGGAGUAAGAGCAGUGUCAUCUCACACGGAAAAUAUUUAUGCCAAAUCAAAGUCGACGCCGAUGCCAGUAAGGAUUGGCCUCAGUGCCGACAGGAGAGACACCUUUAAGAAGAACAUGGAUUCUCUGGCGCAAAAGUUCACGUCGAACACGGAAAUCGUGAUAAUAGAACCGACGCCGUCCCAAAGACGCGCCACGGCGACGCACACGAUCGCCGCUGGUGAGGUUUUCAAGUGCACUCCGGUUUUCAUACUCGGCGAGGAACAGCAGUGCGACAGCGGCAGCGACACCGUGUCCGAAAUCUCAACUGACAGCUCCAGCGACCGGAGCAGCAUCUACUCGGAUGAUUCUCUUGAUUUUAUAUUAUACGGAAAGAGUCAGGGCAGAGCCAGCUUCCCGUUUGCGUCAGCGGAAUCGGAUAGGUGGGACCAGAGGCACAGUCAUUCUCGCGUCUGGCCCCGCGAGUGUAGCGGAGUCGUCAGUAAGGCCCUUAGCAGAUUCUCAUCGGAGCCUGGCACCACCGGGGCCAAUUCUAAGGUCGUUAAAGCGACGCCGCCAGCGGCGACCCGUGGCAAAGCUAGUCUGGAGGCACUUAGAGAACGGGGGGGAAAUUUGGUUGUUAUUCGUGAACCGGUCAGGGCCGGUAGGUAUACUAGGUACAGCGAGGUACAAUGCGAGUCCGUCCAGGCACGCAUUCGACGCUUCCAGGUUCACGGGGCGUCGUAAGGCUUGGGCGUCGGGAGCGUCCAUGUGCCGCUGAACGUAACUCAAGAAUCCUUGGAUAUUUUAUCCUUGUCUUUGGAGAGUCUCGGACUGUAUAUAGGUACGUUGCACGGUACCCUUGAUGUGAGGACUCAAGAUCUUCAUGAAGAUAAUCAAGGUAGCUGAAAGAGGAAAGCGAAGGAAGGAAAGUUAGGCCACGAGGAUGGCGUUACUCGUGGAGUCAGAUCUCCUUGGAUGAAGUAUGUUAUGCCUGCCUUUGGAAACAACGUCUUUCCAUCAACUGUAAAUAAAGUUUCCACUGUUCUUGUAAAUAAUAUUUCACUAGAGCGAUCACAAAUACUUCUCGUUGGAUCCUCGUGGCUGCCGUUCAAACUCGAAGGGAUCACUCGACGAUCCACAUAACAACAAUUGGAAGAACAGCACGCGCGGAAGACACGACGACUGUUUGUACCUCGUAACCGGAUAGAAGAAGCUUCUCGAAUGGACUGACAAGAAUUCUCUGGAUAAUCUUGAAACAUUUAUCGGAUAUCAGAAAUAUCAACGCGUGCCUUUCUAGUUCGUCUUUCGCGAACGUUAUCAAACCUUAUCAAGGAGAGUGCCUCGACUGUCGUCAAUAUACAUGUUCUACAAUUUUCUAUCCAUGGUCCAUUUCAGUAAACGAACAUCCCGUUAUAUCACAAAAUAUGUAUUUUCCACUUUUCAUUGUUAAAUUUACAAUGCGUGAAGCAUAACGUUAAAGGAGAGUAGGGACAAAAUGAUGAAGAAGGACCAACGUAUUAAAAAAAGAAAAAUGUGCCUUAUAGGUUAAUAAUCGAUUCGAACAAUCUUCUUUUUUUUUAUUUAAAAACUAAGUGAUUUCGUCAGGAUCAAAAAUUGAGAGCCUAGACAGGCUUCUAGGCGUCUUUAAUUGUCUCCGGCAAAUGUCGACGAAGACCCGAGAGAACCUACGAGAACGUUGAAAGAUAAUUUCGAGAUGGAACAUUAAUUUUACCAUCGAAUGACGAAAGAAACCGAAAGUCCAAAGAUUUAUCUCUUGUUUCCUUCCACGUCAGUGACUUACGUGUGUCUCGGCGUCGUGGGUUGCGUUUUUGAGGCGCGUUGUUAGUUGUGUCGUUUUCUCCAAAAAUUAAGAUGCCCGAAAGCCUAGGCGUUUGAACUCUUGGUCUCCUAACUAUGUACUAGCGUUUCUCGCGGAUGCAAUUGUCGAUGCAUUCGCCAUCUUAAAUACUACUAAUUUAUUCUACGAUCUAACGAUUUACGAUUACAAUUAUUCCGGAAAGCGUUGAGUGCAGGUAGUUAGCUGUGACGAAAGGCAAUGAUAGGAUGACAAAGAGAAAAGAAACUUCAUGAAUUUUUAUGAAAAGUGAAGAACAAAAAAAAAUGA
Messenger RNA from Cephus cinctus (wheat stem sawfly), 3678 nucleotides. RefSeq names its product serine/threonine-protein kinase 17B. Bases 486 to 2297 code for a protein of 603 amino acids. Gene Ontology annotation, molecular function: protein serine/threonine kinase activity; ATP binding. The transcript is spliced from 6 exons. Gene Ontology annotation, cellular component: nucleus. The record is from RefSeq and is a predicted model, not a curated record. Gene Ontology annotation, biological process: intracellular signal transduction; protein phosphorylation; positive regulation of apoptotic process. NCBI's taxonomy places the organism in Eukaryota, Metazoa, Arthropoda, Insecta, Hymenoptera, Cephidae.